Messenger RNA from Dichomitus squalens LYAD-421 SS1, 1311 nucleotides. Its product is annotated as miller-Dieker lissencephaly protein. The record is from RefSeq and is a predicted model, not a curated record. NCBI's taxonomy places the organism in Eukaryota, Fungi, Basidiomycota, Agaricomycetes, Polyporales, Polyporaceae. The transcript has 8 exons. Gene Ontology annotation, molecular function: protein binding. Bases 1 to 1311 code for a protein of 436 amino acids.
AUGUCUAUGCUCUCGGAGCGGCAGAAGGAGGAACUUCAGAAGUCAAUCCUCGAAUAUCUGCAUGCCAAUAACUUCACGGGUGCUUUCAACGCGCUCAAGGCCGAUACUGGCCUGGAGUAUACACCUGACCCGAAAGGGAAGUAUGUCGGGCUGUUGGAGAAGAAGUGGACGAGCGUGAUACGAUUGCAGAAGAAGAUUAUGGACUUAGAGAACCGCAACGCCGCGCUCCAAGAAGAACUGUCACUAUCACCAGCCAAACGCGCUUCCCUCCAGACCGACUGGGUGCCUAGGGCACCGGCCGCAUAUGUUUUGACGGGCCACCGUAAUCAAGUGACCAAAGUCGCGUUCCAUCCGACAUUCAACCUUCUUGCUUCUGCAAGCGAAGACGCGACCGUGAAGAUAUGGGACUGGGAGACGGGAGAGUUUGAGCGUACGCUGAAGGGUCAUACGCGCUCCGUGACGGAUGUCUCUUUCGAUAGUCGGGGGAAUCUCUUAGUAACAUGCUCGUCCGAUCUAUUCAUCAAAAUUUGGGACGUGCAAAAUGAGUGGAAGAAUACUAAGACGUUCUCUGGACAUGACCACAGCAUUUCCUGCGUGCGAUUCAUGCCCGGCGAUCAGCAGAUUGUCAGUGCGAGUAGAGACCGGACAAUCCGCAUCUGGGAUGUCGCGUCCACCCAUCUUGUUCGGACAAUAACGGGCCACUCAGAUUGGGUCCGCUGGGUUGAGCCCUCGGACGAUGGGCGGCUACUUGCAAGCUGCUCCAACGAUCAGACCGCACGUAUCAUUGAUCCCCAAACAGGGGAGACAAAGGUUGAGCUUCGUGGCCACGAACACACGGUGGAGGUUGUUGCCUUCGCACCUCUAGCUGCUUACGCUGCGAUCCGAGAGCUAGCGGGAAUUCCUAAUACGGAGCGCUCGAAGCGUGCGGGCGCGUACCUUGUCACGGGCUCCCGGGAUAAGACUAUCAAGCUAUGGGAUACUCAGAGUGGACAGAUGCUGAGAAACCUCGCUGGACACGACAAUUGGGUCCGUGCGCUCAUCUUCCACCCAACAGGGAAAUUCCUCCUGUCCGCCUCCGACGAUUACACGAUACGCGUCUGGGAGCUCGCUACCGGCCGAUGCGUAAAGACCGUGCAGGCACAUGGCCAUUUCGUGACCUGUCUCGCUUGGGGUCGUCAAGCACCUUCGCAGAGCGGGGGCGAGGCAGCGAAGACAAAUGGAGCGGGGGAUGGGCAUCAGGAGGUCGAGAAGUUCGUCAACGUCGUGGCCUCCGGAAGCGUCGACCAGACAAUCAAGAUCUGGCUGCCAUAG